AACCUAAAUGAUAACAAGCCGGAGGUAUCUUCGCCGUCCGAACUCAACGCAACUUCGCAACAACAAAAAAAAGACCUGCAACUUUGAUCAUCCAGAACGAUGUCGUACGACGACGUGGAAAUAGAGGACAUGCAUUGGAACGAGGAGUUGCAGGCAUACACUUAUCCAUGCCCCUGCGGCGAUCUAUUCCAGAUCACGAAGGAAGACCUAAAGCUGGGCGAGGAAAUCGCCCGUUGCCCAAGCUGUUCUCUGUACAUCACGGUCAUCUACAACGCCGAGGACUUCGCCGACAACAAAUCUAACAACGGUCUCGACCCUCAAAAAGGGCAAGCCGUCGCCGUUGCUUGAGGCUUUAAAGGUCACUAUUAUUUCUCUGUUUUCUCUGAUUUGAAUCAGCAUUGAUGAGGAAAAUAAUUUAACUUGGCUGUCGUGGGGUUCUAUGUAACACUGGUUAUACUUGAUUGAACAUUGUAAACCAAUUUGAUAGCUUAAAUACAAUAUGAGAUGGAUGCAUAGUUUAUUCAUUUGUUGUUUGAAACUUUAUGUCGGAAAGCUUUCCUUUCUCGUA
Hibiscus syriacus is the source of this 568-nucleotide messenger RNA. RefSeq names its product diphthamide biosynthesis protein 3-like. The record is from RefSeq and is a predicted model, not a curated record. Gene Ontology annotation, cellular component: nucleus; cytosol. The transcript has a single exon. Lineage: Eukaryota; Viridiplantae; Streptophyta; Magnoliopsida; Malvales; Malvaceae. Gene Ontology annotation, molecular function: metal ion binding. Bases 100 to 348 code for a protein of 82 amino acids. Gene Ontology annotation, biological process: tRNA wobble uridine modification; protein histidyl modification to diphthamide.